Molecule: messenger RNA, 1596 nt
Organism: Dentiscutata erythropus
Lineage: Eukaryota; Fungi; Glomeromycota; Glomeromycetes; Diversisporales; Gigasporaceae
Source: the annotation of a GenBank genome assembly
AUGGCUGCUUUACCUGUUGAAUGUCUCUUUGAUGUUUUCAAACAUGUUGAUGACAUAAAAACACUUCAUUCUAUUGUACUUACCAAUAGAACCUGGUGCCAUGAAGCAAUUCAUUUGCUUUGGAACGAUCCAUUUCAACCUACCAAGAAAAAAAAUAGAAAUAUAUAUAAAAUUAUUACAAUUUUAUUAUCAUAUAUUCCAGUGGGAUGUAAAUCUUUUCUUAAAGUUAACAAAAAAAGGCUUAAUAUCCCUAAGACAACCACGUUUAAUUAUCCACUUUUCAUAAAAAAUAUCGAUUUUGCAACUUUGUUUUCAAGUAUUCACCAAUGGAUAAAAAAAAAUCAUCGUGCACGUCCAAAAUUACGAGAAGAUUAUUUUGUAAAUAAUGUUUCAGAAUACGCUACAUUUUUUGAAUUUGAUGAUUAUUUUGAUGUUUGGGAACAAGAGAAAUUAGCUUUUGCGCAAGCUAUUUUUAACGUAAUUCUUGACAACAGUUCUUCAAUCAAAAAACUUUUAAUCUGUUUACCAGAUAACAGUGAUUAUUUAUCAAGCUGCCUUGGUGCAUAUUUUGACGAAUUAUUUACAACUCCUGAAGCCAUCCAACAUUUAUCAAAGCUUGAACAUUUUGAAUGUAGCGGAAAUUUUUUAAAGGCUGACUUUAUUAGAGGUGUGAUGGAAUAUGCAUGUAAUAUUAAAACGCUUUCAAUUGAAUUGUCAGAAGAUGAUUAUGAGCCAAUAGAACAAUUAAGCCUUGGAAUCUCUAAACAAAAAAGUUUGGAAGCCCUAUGUUUGAUUUGCAAUGAUGAUGAUGAUGUUACAGAAAUCUUUACAAGUUUGAAUGGAGUAUCAGGAUCUCUCCAAUCACUUGAAGUCACCAACGGAAUUCUUGACAGUGAUCUUUCAAGUGAAUAUUUGGAACGAUGCAUCCAAUUAAAAAAUUUGGCCUUUACAAAUCUUGACGUUUUUGGAGACAAGAAGCCAUUUGUUAAUGUAGUGUUUCCACAUCUUGAAACAUUUUCAUUUACUGAUACGUAUUUUGAACUAGAAAGUGACAUCCAGGAAGAUCAUCACUGCGAGAUUAUUACGCAAAUUAUUCAAAAUAAUGGACGAUCAUUAAAUAGUCUUAGUAUACUUGUAUAUUUGAAUAUUUGUCCAAGUUUUCCGAAUAUUAUUUUACAAAAUUGUCAAAAUCUUAGACAAUUUAUUGUAAGGAUUAGUUCAUUUGAACUUAUACCAUGUUUAUUUGAUAUACUACGUGAAUGUAAGAAUAUAGAGACACUCUGCAUUCUAGCAACAUCAAGUGAAGAAAUUAUUGUAGUUGAUAAAUUCAUGACAGAAUUUACACAACUCUUACAAUCUAAGCUUCGUUUUCUUGAUAUAACCGGUUGGGCAUUUGGGCAAAAACAAUUUAUAAAGCUUUUAGAUUGCUGGUCAGGUCCUUCAGGUAGUUUGAAGUGUAAUGUUAAAGAUAUUAAAGAUGAUAAAAAUUUUCGAAUUUCGAUUAAGAAACAUAUACGGAUUGGAAAUAGAACGUUAACUAAUUCUAAGUUCAAACGAAUAGGAAGAUAUUGGUUGGUUGAUAUGGAGUGGCACUAA